AUGAACCUCCUACUGAUUAGUUUUGCAACUGUGAUUUUUGGCAUAGAAUGUGCUGAGUGCUGCACUAGGACAGUGCCUCCGAGUGGAGUGAGUGGCGGCGGUGGAGGCGGUGGUGGGAGCACCGGUGGAGGCGGAACUGGGAAUGGGGGCGGCGGAGGUGUAACUACAACCGGUAAGAAUAUUUUUUGCUGGUGUAGUGUGCGUUUGCCAUAAAUUUUAUAAAUGUGUAAAUAAUUAACCAAUUUUCAGCUGCGUCACCAACGACGACGACCGCAGGUAAGAAAUUUUUGGAUUGAUAAACACUACACUGUGCCGAACAGCACCGCAUUUCGGAAUUCGGUGCUGAAAAAAAUUAAGUCGACGCCAAUUUUUCGAUUCGGGCAUCCACUUUUUUGUGCACCGAAAAUCGCGAUUUGGGACAAAUUUUUUUAAUAUUUAUAUGACCACCCUUAUAUACGACAUAUAUGGGAGGUUGUUUAUAAAUUUCAGCGCGCUAGUCCACCCGGACCCCGCGGAUUUAGUCCAAAGUUCACAAAAAAGGGGGAGGGGAGGAGGAGCCGACAGAGAAACGCAGAAAUUUUUACAAAGAGAGAAAUUGCGUAUCGUUGUGUAAGAUUGCGCAACUUUUAACUUUGGACUAAAUCCGCAGGGUUGGGAUGGACUAGCGCGCUGAAAUUUAUAAAGCACCUCCCAUAUAUCAAAUUUUUACGGGUUUAUCCCGCGGUUUAACGUGCAGUCGAAAAACCCACUUUUUUCAGACGUGUUGCGUUUCUAUCUCUGCGAACAAGGCGCUGAAAAUUUAAAUACAUAUCCUACAAAAAAUUAUACAAAAAAGUUUUAAACAGAAUUUCCGUUUUUCGAUCCGCAGCUCUUAAAAGUACCUUACAGUCUUCAAAAUGGCGCGUCGCGCCGAUUGUUGCAUUUCACGUGGAAGAAACGCAACUAAACUUUUCCAUUUUAGCUCCACAAUGCGCCGCGGCGCCAGCCGGCUCAGUAGCUAUAGUCUUAGUCGAUGUACCGUUAAAUGACGCAUCUCCUCCUGGAGAUCCAGACAAUACUUGCACUUGCAACGAAGGCACUCGUUAUAUCGCUACCGGUGUGUCGGAGGACAAUCCAGAUGACGCCGUUGGGGACAACGAUCAAAUCACAAACGUGGUUUGCAAUCAGCCAACGGAUCUAUGCGUUUGCAAGAACGGGAAUUGCUGCACAGUAGGGGCUACUCCUCCCGACAAUGUGAAUUUAAUACCGCGCUGUGAAAAUAAUGGUAUGUAAAUGCUCGAUUUUUGCAACGGAUUGCUUAAAUUGCCAAAACUGGUGUUUGUUUUCAGUGUGCAGCGUCUACGUUGUCAUCAGUGGGGCCGACGACGCGUCUUUGACUUGCUCAGGCACCACGUUUACGUUCGCGGGUGCGCAUGCUUCCGAUGGGAGUUCGUUGCCGUUCUCCUCGGGAGAGUAUGCGACUGCCGACGUCGUCCGAUGUGGCGGAUGCCCACAGCAACCAACCUGUCAUGCAGCAACGUGA
Molecule: messenger RNA, 1522 nt
Organism: Bursaphelenchus xylophilus (pine wood nematode)
Lineage: Eukaryota; Metazoa; Nematoda; Chromadorea; Rhabditida; Aphelenchoididae
Source: the annotation of a GenBank genome assembly